UCACUAGAUUUCCCCGACCCGUAUCGCCUCUUCAGGAUGUGGCCAUCAUCAUUGGAAGCCGUGAACAGUUAGCAGUGUUGUUGCAACUGUAUGACUAUCAGCUAGAACAUGAGGGUACCACAGGCUGGGAGACUUUGCUAUGGGUAGUCAAUCAACUGCUCCCACAGCUUAUAGAAAUAGUUGGCAAGAUCAAUGUAGCAUCAACUGCCUGUGUCCAUGAGUUCUCUAGAUUUUUCUGGAGACUCUGUAGGACAUUUGGGAAGAUUUUUACAAACACUAAGGUAAAACCACAGUUCCAGGAAAUCUUAAGACUCUCUGAGGAAAACAUAGAUUCCACAGCAGGUAACGGAGUGCUAACAAAAGCCACGGUUCCCAUCUAUGCAACAGGGGUCCUUACAUGUUAUAUUCAGGAAGAAGACCGCAAGCUGUUAGUUGGAUUCUUAGAAGAUGUAAUGACCAUGCUUUCACUAUCCCAUGCUCCUCUUGAUAGCCUGAAAGCUUCCUUUGUGGAACUGGGUGCAAACCCAGCUUAUCAUGAGCUGCUCUUAACUGUCUUAUGGUAUGGAGUUGUCCAUACUUCCGCUCUUGUUCGAUGUACAGCUGCUAGAAUGUUUGAGCUGUUGGUGAAGGGGGUACAUGAAACUCUGGUAGCUCAGAGAGUUGUUCCUGCUCUCAUUACUCUCUCCAGUGACCCUGAAAUUUCAGUAAGGAUUGCAACAAUUCCUGCUUUUGGGACCAUCAUGGAAACUGUUACUCAGAGAGAGCUUCUGGAAAGAGUAAAAAUGCAGCUGGCAUCUUUCCUGGAGGACCCUCAAUAUCAAGACCAACAUUCUCUACAUACAGAAAUCAUAAAAACAUUUGGAAGAGUUGGACCUAAUGCUGAGCCCAGAUUUAGAGAUGAAUUUGUUAUUCCACACUUGCACAAGUUAGCCUUGGUCAACAACCAGCAGUCUGUGGAUUCGAAGAGACUGGAUAUCGCUACCCACCUGUUUGAAGCCUACAGUGCUCUUUCCUGUUGUUUUAUUUCAGAGGAUUUAAUGGUCAAUCACUUUUUACCAGGACUUAAGUGUUUACGAAUUGACAUGGAACAUCUCUCACCAGAGCAUGAGGUUAUUUUAAGCUCCAUGAUAAAAGAGUGUGAACAGAAAGUGGAAAACAAGACCGUCCAAGAACCGCAGGGCUCAAUGUCGAUUGCAGCGAGCCUUGUGAGUGAAGAUACAAAGACCAAGUUUUUGAACAAAAUGGGCCAGCUGACUACAUCAGGUGCAAUGCUGGCUAAUGUGUUUCAGAGGAAAAAGUAAGAUGGGAAAAGGAACUCCCAGCUAACACUAAGAUGGACCUCACAGAGACUGGUUCCUGUACUUGAAGUACUUGCCUUUUAAUUUCUUCUGUCUUAUGUUCUUGUAGUAUAAUUUUAUUCUAACCUCCAAAGAUAUUUGCACUGCUUUUGAAUAUCGCUGUGUAUCUGUUAAUUUUGGGUUAACUGUGGUUGAUAUAAAACUGAAAUCAUAGUCUGUACCAAGUCCCUGUUCUGUGUUCUUGUCUUUCCAGCAUAAUUUUUUUAUAUAGUGGAAGGUUUUGGUUUUUUUUUUUAAUUUUCUGACAGGGUAUCAGCAAAUAUCUGUAUUGUACAUGGAGCUAUUAUGAUGGUACUUAAAAUAAUGUAAAUUUGAAGUCAUUGUCAUGAAGUAAUAAAAGUGGAGAUUACUUAUGUAUUUAAAUUAUGAAAGAGUAAUGCAGAUUUUUUUAUUAUGUUUCUAAAAAGAAGAGGAAGAGCCACCAGCAUUUGUCUGUGCUUCUAGGGUUGUUUUUGUAAGUAUUGUGCAUCUUGAAUCCAGAAGAAUUGCAGUAUCUAAUGUAGGAGACUGCUUGCACUGCAUCAGUCUGCAGGGAAUGCUCAUGUUUCAGAUGCUUUAUGCUGACAUUGUAAAUGCUGUACAAAGUCCUUCAGAUAAAAUUCUCACAUCUGU
Messenger RNA from Pelecanus crispus (Dalmatian pelican), 1970 nucleotides. NCBI's taxonomy places the organism in Eukaryota, Metazoa, Chordata, Aves, Pelecaniformes, Pelecanidae. The record is from RefSeq and is a predicted model, not a curated record.